Meriones unguiculatus (Mongolian gerbil) is the source of this 3265-nucleotide messenger RNA. It is a transcript of the gene Crat, whose product is annotated as carnitine O-acetyltransferase. Gene Ontology annotation, molecular function: carnitine O-acetyltransferase activity. The record is from RefSeq and is a predicted model, not a curated record. Bases 833 to 2650 code for a protein of 605 amino acids. The transcript is spliced from 15 exons. Gene Ontology annotation, biological process: carnitine metabolic process, CoA-linked. NCBI's taxonomy places the organism in Eukaryota, Metazoa, Chordata, Mammalia, Rodentia, Muridae. Gene Ontology annotation, cellular component: peroxisome.
GCCAUAUUUGUGCGGGGCGUCCGUGUUUGUUUGUUUGUUUGUUUUGUCUGCUUGUUUGUUAGUUUUGGGGGGCGAUGGAGGGACUAGGUGUGGCAGGCAAAAUCUGUGGGGCAGGGCUACCUGUCAUCUCUGUGCACCGCACUGAGCCUAGCCCAAGGCAUCUGAGACAGUCCCUGUCAAUACAGUUGUGUCCUCCUGCCGCUUGAUUGACGUCCAAGGACACCGGUCACGCAGCCACCUUGACAGCUUCGGUGGCGUUCGGAGGCGGAGAGCGCGGGCCGCGCGGGGACUAACGUCGUGACCCCGUGACGGAAGCCCAGAGCCCGGCUUCUAACGGCCGAGCCGGAGGUCGCUCGCCCUGGCCCCGCCCCCGUGCCCACGCCCCGGCUCGCGCCUAGCGGCCCGGGACUGCCACCCUCCGAAGCUCCACCUCGUGAGUCCUGCUCCACCGGCCGCCCGCCCGGCCGGUGGGCGCGGGGCCGCCUCGACUGGCUAGUGGCAGUUACACGGCGACCUUGAACCUAGAGCCCGAGCCGGGAACCCGCUGACCCCAACUGCGGCGCAGACUUUGCCCAGCGCGAGGGGCGGAGCGGACCGAGUGUCCACCGACAGACCGGGACGAUGUUAGCCUUUGCUGCCAAGACUGUGAGUCUCCUGGACUUCCUCCACCUGACUCUCUCUGCUACCUCUCAUUCUCCAUGCCAUCCUACUCAGCUCGCUUGCUGCAACACUGCCCCACACCUUUACGAUCAUCCCAUAGUGAAUAGGAAGCCCAGAGGCUGAAACCUCACCCAGGGUAAAGCCCCUGGGCCUCCUCAAGCCUUCCUCCCUGAUGAGGGUUUCUGGUCGCUUCAAGGCCCACCAAGAUGCAUUGCCAAGGCUGCCUGUGCCCCCACUCCAGCAGUCCCUAGACCAUUACCUUAAGGCCCUGCAGCCCAUCGUGAGUGAGGAAGAGUGGGCCCACACCAAGCAACUGGUGGACGAGUUUCAAGCCUCAGGGGGUGUAGGGGAGCGCCUGCAGAAGGGACUGGAGCGCAGGGCCAAGAAAAUGGAGAACUGGCUGUCUGAGUGGUGGCUCAAGACAGCCUAUCUCCAGUUCCGGCAGCCUGUGGUCAUCUGCUCCAGCCCAGGAGUGAUGCUGCCCAAGCAGGACUUCGUGGAUCUGCAGGGUCAGCUCCGGUUUGCUGCUAAACUCAUCGAGGGUGUGUUGGAUUUCAAGUCCAUGAUUGACAAUGAGGCCCUGCCAGUCGAGUUCCUUGGGGGAAACCCGCUGUGCAUGAACCAGUACUAUCAGAUCCUGUCUUCUUGCCGUGUGCCGGGCCUCAAGCAAGACUCAGUGGUGAACUUCUUAAAGACAAAGAAGCCUCCCAUGCACAUAACUGUGGUGCACAACUACCAGUUCUUCGAGCUGGAUGUGUACCACAGCGACGGGACACCCCUGACCUCGGAUCAGAUCUUUGUGCAGCUGGAGAAAAUCUGGAACUCCUCACUACAAACCAACAAAGAGCCUGUUGGCAUCCUAACCUCCAACCACCGCAACUCCUGGGCCAAGGCCUACAAUACCCUCAUCAAAGACAAAGUGAACCGGGAGUCGGUGAGCUCCAUUCAGAAGAGCAUCUUCACCGUGUGCUUGGACAAGCCAGUGCCCAGAGUCUCGGACGAUGUCUACCGCAACCAUGUAGCAGGCCAGAUGCUGCAUGGGGGUGGCAGCAAGCUCAACAGUGGCAACCGCUGGUUCGACAAGACACCACAGUUCAUUGUGGCAGAAGAUGGCUCCUGUGGACUGGUUUAUGAGCAUGCGGCUGCAGAAGGGCCCCCCAUUGUUGCUCUUGUGGACCAUGUCAUUGAGUACACAAAAAAACCUGAGCUUGUGCGGUCUCCUAUGGUGCCCCUACCCAUGCCCAAGAAGCUGCGCUUCAACAUCACACCCGAGAUCAAGAAUGACAUUGAGAAAGCCAAACAGAACAUCAGCAUCAUGAUCCAGGACCUGGACAUCAUGAUGCUGGUAUUCCAUCACUUUGGAAAGGACUUCCCCAAGUCAGAGAAGCUAAGCCCUGAUGCCUUCAUCCAGAUAGCCCUGCAGCUGGCAUACUACAGGAUCUACGGGCAGGCUUGCGCUACAUAUGAAAGUGCCUCUCUGCGGAUGUUUCACCUGGGCCGCACUGACACCAUCCGCUCAGCCUCCACAGACUCCCUGGCCUUUGUCAAAGGCAUGGAUGACUCCAAUGUGCCGGAGCACCAGAAGGUGGAGCUGCUCCGGAAGGCUGUGCAGGCCCACCGAGCCUACACUGACCGCGCCAUCCGAGGGGAGGGCUUUGACCGGCACCUGCUGGGUCUGAAGCUGCAAGCCAUUGAGGACCUGGUGAGCAUGCCUGACAUCUUCAUGGACACCUCCUACGCCAUUGCUAUGCACUUCAACCUCUCUACCAGCCAGGUCCCUGCCAAGACAGACUGUGUCAUGUUCUUCGGACCCGUGGUCCCAGAUGGUUAUGGCAUCUGCUACAACCCCAUGGAGGCCCACAUCAACUUUUCCGUAUCAGCCUACAACAGCUGUGCUGAGACAAACGCCGCCCGCAUGGCCCACUACUUGGAGAAAGCUUUGCUGGACAUGCGCACCCUACUGCAGAACCACCCCAGGGCCAAGCUCUAAGCCCAGGCCCAGGCCUGCCAGUGCCACAGCCAAGCCCAGUUUGGGGUGGACCCCUGCCAUGGCUCACUUCCUUGGUUUCUGUGCCCUCCAAUUUGACUGAGCCACGGAAGCGUUGUCUAGCAGGACCCCCCUAAGCCAAGUGCCUUCCAGGCCCUGCCUUCAGCACCUGCCAUAGUCCAAGUACAGGGCAAGAGUUCAGAGGCUGAACAAGACCAAGGCCCAGAUCCCCCAACAUGAUCCACUGUCAUGAGCCCUGGGACAGAAACCAGCCCAAUCCAGUCCACCCCAUAGCAAGGGCUGGGAGAAAUUCCUUUCCUCAACCCUGGCCAAUCUCUAGCAUCUCCAUAGCCAAGCCAAAAUCUUGUCUUCAUCAAAGCCCAAGGACCAGGAGUCAAAGUAUUAUCCAGCGCUGAAAGACAAAGUCUUUGUGGCCAAAGGGACACCCGAGGCCUAGCCUCCACCACCCCACCACAAGGUGCCAUCUCCUUGCUGCCACACUUUCUGGCAACUCUUGAGCCCCAGCCUUCUGGUUUCCAUUCAGCUUGAUUCUUGAACUACAUUCAUGGUUGCAGUGAUUAUGCCAGGGGAUCAAUAAAGGGAAGAAGUGCUGGUGAA